AUGCUGCGUCCCCGGUGGCUGGUUGUCGCACUGGCUUUCCAGUCGGCCUGGGGUAGUAGCCUUCCGCAAGAGGAACAAUGCGUGACCGCCGUUUAUUCCACAUACAACUACAUCACCUUUGCGGGAACCCCGGCAGGCGGGCUGUGGGACACACGAUGUCAAAAUCCCCUCAAGGUGGCCUCCAUCUAUGCAGCCUCGGAGACCUACUGUCGCGACAGUGAGCGCGCUGCAGGUCUAGCGCAGCUGGCAUCCUUCUGUGAAGAGUUCGGCCACGUCGAACUACUGCCACGAGACGCCGUCGCUGAGAACUUGACUGAAGAUGCUAUCCGAAAUAUGCGCAUAGUUGACUACCUUGAACUCUCUCGUGGCGACCCGGUGGAGACGCCGGUUCUUAUUUCCGCCUCAUAUUUCAACGUGAUGUUUAACACACUAGAUUCGUGGCAAUAUGUAUCCUGGUCGCAUCAUGCAUUUGGAUACAUUGGCUAUGCCUAUUGGGCUGCAAUCUUGUUCCUAGGCAUGGCGUCUCACCUUUACAGUCGCAUGAUCCGUUCUCGCAAGGCCCGGGCGGAACGUGAAGUAGAGUCUAAUACCUACCCCACGACAAGCACCAGCUCCCUUAACCGACGGGGACGGAAGUUGCUUGGAUGUACCUUUACAAAUCGAGGGGAGGCACUCGUGGUGGUCGGCUUUUGGCUCUUGAGUACUGUGCUGAGUGUAGUUGGUUACCGAACUUUCCCAGGAAACAUCUAUUGGCCAAACCCGACCGACCAGAUUCUUCGGUACUCCGCAGAUCGAACGGGUGUCAUGUCGUUUGUCAAUUUCCCUUUAAUGUGGCUCUUCGGAGGUCGCAAUAACAUCCUCAUGUGGGCUACCGGGUGGAGCUUUGCGACAUUCAAUAUCUACCAUCGCCAUGUGGCCCGGGUUGCUACGCUGCAAGGGGUGGCACACUCAAUCAUCUACGUUGUGAUAUACAUUCGAGCAAAUAAGCUUUGGAAAGGGCUGUCCAAGGUCUAUGUACUCUGGGGUAUUCUGGCUUUCGUCGUGAUGAUUUUAUUGCUGAUCACCUCUCUUGACCGCAUUCGAUUUGCCACUUACGAGAUAUUUCUGAUCACCCACAUCUUGUUAUCCGUGUUAACACUAGUUGGGUGCUUUUACCACUCAAUCGUAUUUGAAGGGCAUGAAUACUGGCAAUAUCUCUGGCCCGCCGUUGGAGUAUGGGUUCUCGAUCGGGGUCUAAGGAUAAUCAGGCUUGUCUAUUGCAACAUUCAUAUCGGUAUUACCGGACGCAACAAAGUCCAGAUGACUCGCAGUCAAAACCAAGAUGAAUUUCAGGAAACUGCAGAGAAAACAAAUGUCACGGGGAUGAAUUUGAUUUUUUGGAUUCGACCAUAUGAUGGAUGGACGCAGAAGUUGCGCCAGGAAUGUCUUCGCUCCAAAGAUCAGAUUCUGGAUACCACAAUCCUGCUCGAAGGACCAUACGGGCAUAAUUUCCCGCUGUGGAGAUAUGAGUCUGUGCUCUUGAUUAUUGGUGGGACAGGGAUCGCAUCUGCGGUCCCGUAUAUCCAAGAUCACAUCCGGCGCUCAGCAGGCGGAGGGGAGAUCUCGGAGGAGGAAACUCGAAUACGAGAUAUUGAGUUGGUCUGGACCGCCCGCCAAACAGCAUUUCUCCAUGAUGUUGCCUCCCGCGAGCUUUUGCCUGCUUUGGGUCGUGAAGACUUUCAGGCAUCUUUCUAUGCGACUGGAGUCUCCGCAGCGCCUCCCCGCCGUGACCUUGCGGGCUUAGGGUGCGAGAUCAGCACUGGUCGUCCCCAUAUCCAAUCUUUGAUCAUGAGCCGAGCUUGUGAUGCCUCUGCAGCUGGCUCCACGCUGGCAAUUCUCGUGUGUGGACCGGCAGGAAUGGCCGACGAGGCUCGUGCCGCAACCCAUCUCGCGAUGCGGCAAGGCUACCGGUCGAUCAAGUACGUUGAGGAAUCCUUCGCAUGGUAG
Messenger RNA from Penicillium manginii, 1986 nucleotides. RefSeq names its product ferric reductase family protein. The transcript is spliced from 9 exons. Gene Ontology annotation, cellular component: plasma membrane. The coding region runs from base 1 to 1986 and encodes 661 amino acids. The record is from RefSeq and is a predicted model, not a curated record. Lineage: Eukaryota; Fungi; Ascomycota; Eurotiomycetes; Eurotiales; Aspergillaceae. Gene Ontology annotation, biological process: copper ion import; intracellular iron ion homeostasis; iron ion transport. Gene Ontology annotation, molecular function: ferric-chelate reductase activity.